Molecule: messenger RNA, 928 nt
Organism: Pseudo-nitzschia multistriata
Lineage: Eukaryota; Bacillariophyta; Bacillariophyceae; Bacillariales; Bacillariaceae
Source: the annotation of a GenBank genome assembly
CAACCAAAAAGUGGGCUGCAUUGUUUUGAUAGAAAAAGUUGUCCCGYCGUCAAGGUAGCAUCAGCAACGUCGCGUUGGCACCAACACCAACAAGCACCGUCUGCUGCUUUUCCGACGCACGCGACCGAUUGAAUUGAAUUACAUUGGUUCCUUCCCGCAAAACUCAACGAAGCAGGGACACGCGGUGGGUUGAACCUCCGGGAGCAACAUCGACAGAGACGGAAAUAGAAACGGCUCUCGGCAUCCGUUCUUGCGCAAGGAGCGUGUGCGCUGGUUCCGAACGCCGGGCGGGCAUUGUUAUGGAGGGCACGGGGGCUCCGUCCUUCGACGGGGACAAGGACGAGGACGACACCAAAGCCGGCGUCGACCGGGUCCGGAUCCACCACCACCGGCGGCUGGGGACCGCGCGAACCGGCGGGAAGAGAGCGCGAAGGAAAACGCAAACGCAACUGCAAGCGCAGGGACACCGGGGUGGGAAAGAACCCGCUGCCGUUAGCGUUCUGGUCCGGAUCCCCAAGCAUUCCUCGGUGCUCCCCUACCUGCUAGACUGCCAUAGGAACCACUACCGCCACCACCAUCGCCUUCCAGGAGCAGAAGAAAGCAUUGACGCGAAAUCCGCGGAUUCGCAUCCUUGCCAAGACCUCCACCUAUUGUGCCACCGACCGGGGGUCCUCUGGCGCGGGCUGCUCCCGUUGGUAUUUUCCUCUCUUUCGGCAGUGGAAGAAGAGGCCGCGGCCACCCCUCGCGGCACGCCUUCCCAGCGGAUGUUGCUGGGCCUCGGCCUGCGGGGCGCCCUGGAUCGGGCCCAAUCGGGAAGGAACGGCCACGGAUGCGAAUCCGGUGGGGAAGCUUGUGUCCACAUGGACGAAACGACACAGCAACAACAAUCACAACAACAAUCAACGCCAAAGAGCAACGCCAAAUCCGA